AUGUACUAUGUUGCUAAUCGAUUCGAUUCAGACGCCGCCUGUACGGAAUUUCAACUAGGUACCGGAAGAAAGCAUUCGUGCACGAUAAUCGCGAUUGGCGAAGUUGCUAAAAAUCGGCGCCGGGAGCGGAAAAUCCGGGCAGCGGUAGUGGUGGCGGAACGGCAGGGGUACUAUGGGAGCGGGGGUAUGGGGGGCGGAGGAGGGCUACAAGCCACGGACCUCCGGCGAAGGCUCGAGUCCCGGUGUUCAGGAAGCACUCUUCCCCAGAGCCCUCGUUUCUUAAGGCACGAUGGGAAGGCCUGCGAUCAGGAAGAAAGGGUUGACUUACAAGCGACCCUCGCCUCCGGUCAGCCGACGUGUACAGGUUCCCGGCCGUGCAGACGUCAGGUGGACAGAAGAAGAGAAGAGAAUGGACACGAGAAACGUGUGAGGCGUUCCAAUGGUGGUGGUGGCGGCCUACUCGGUUCGCUGUACGGAAAGCUGCGACUCUCGGUCGGGAGAUUUCUCGGCAACAAAGCUGCGGAGGAGGGUGAAGAACGAGGAAAUGGGAGGCGGCAUCGGCUUCGAUGGUGUCGCAGGGACUUCCGGUGGAUCGCGGAUGCGGCGACGAGGACGCUGCUCCUCGGCAUCGUGCUUUUCGUCACGCCAGGUUAG
Messenger RNA from Dufourea novaeangliae, 654 nucleotides. RefSeq lists its product as uncharacterized. NCBI's taxonomy places the organism in Eukaryota, Metazoa, Arthropoda, Insecta, Hymenoptera, Halictidae. The transcript has 4 exons. Bases 1 to 654 code for a protein of 217 amino acids. The record is from RefSeq and is a predicted model, not a curated record.